CGUUCAAAGCUCUACGCCGGUUACUUUAACAUCACUGAAGAAGCUGGUAAUUAACACUUAUUAUGUGGAAGUGCCUUCCUUGAAUUUACUUCUAUGUGGCUGCCCAAACAUUGAAAUUCUUUAUCUUUGCACUUCCUUCCAUACCAUAUGGAUAAAGUUUGCGUCCCACCUUCUUUGAAAAGGUUGACAAUCAUCAUUGAUAAUGAAGUUGGGGCUUACCUUGAAAUGAAAGCACCGGAUCUUGAGUACCUUUACAUCAACGGAAUCACAUCCGGCGAAGUUUUUAGCAUGUACAACUUGCACAAUGUGGUGGAAGCACAUCUUAAUGUUUUUCUCCAGCCGUUUUCUUCCGUCAUCCCUUUGAACAACCUCCUUGGAAAUCUCUCUGGGACUAAACAUCUAGUGUUGGGUCGUUCAACAACCAAGUGGCUGCUUGGAGAGCCCCAUGAUCUAAAUUUUCAAGAACUUUGCUAUUUGUUUCGCCUAGAACUCACUCUUUGUCGGUGCAACAUCAAUUCUGUACUGAACUUGCUUCAAAAGUGUCCUAUGCUUCAAGUUCUCAUAAUUCAUAACGACAAGGAACAGUCAUCUUUCCUACGAUGGACUUCAACACCAUGUGUUCCUAAUUGUCUCGUAUCACACCUAACUUUUAUUCAAUUUAAAGGAUUUCGUGGAUUUUCAGAUGAGGUGUCAUUUGCUGAGUAUGUUUUACAAAAAGGACUUGUUUUAAAGACAUUGAUUAUUGCUGAUAUUUCCGUGGACUUAAAGGAGAAGUACGACAUUCUCAAAACAAUAUCUGAUGUGCCAAGGGCCUCAGGAAUGUGUCAACUUAAAUUUGACUGA
Medicago truncatula (barrel medic) is the source of this 843-nucleotide messenger RNA. Its product is annotated as F-box/FBD/LRR-repeat protein At4g26340-like. The coding region runs from base 148 to 843 and encodes 231 amino acids. The record is from RefSeq and is a predicted model, not a curated record. The transcript is spliced from 3 exons. Lineage: Eukaryota; Viridiplantae; Streptophyta; Magnoliopsida; Fabales; Fabaceae.